AUGGUUCAUUCAGAUUUUUGUCUAAAAGCUGGUAAACAUUUGGACGAAAAUAUGCAUACUGCUGAUCAAUAUUUAUCGUUUGAACAAACUUUUAAAUGGAAAUUAAUGAUAUUUAUUCACCUCAUUUACACAUCAUCAUGCUAUUCAUCGAAUUCCAUUACAAUGAAACGUCCAUCAACAGAUUCUUUUCAUCCAUUACCUGAGAAAUAUAUUGACCUACUAAGUCCAAUCAAGGUUGAUCAUGAUUAUCUUCACUUCAAUCCAGGCACAACAUCUGGAACAGAUUGUAAUCAAUGGGAAAACCGGACCUUACAAACUUCCAGUCCUACUGAAACACUGCAAUUGGACUACAAUGGCCAAAAUAAUAUAUCUUUGUCCCACACACCAUUAUUGCCAGUCAGCUUUUUGGUUGAAAUGAUACCAUAUCCAAGAUCAUAUCCUGGACGAUCAUUUUUCUUCAGUCGUCUAGAUAACUUGAAUCGUAUACGUUUGGCUAUCGGAUUAAACCAAUGGGGUAAAACUGGUGAAUCUAUGGAAUUAUGGAUACAUCAUGAAUUCUUUUAUAGUCUGGAACCAACUCCAAAAAUUUCCACGUAUUAUAUUGGGUCAGGUUUAGUAAAUCAUGCCGGUCUUGUAAUAGUACCUUUACCGAAUUAUCAGUUCAAUACUAACAAACUUAUUACAUUAAUUAUUGAAAUUACAAACGCCAGUGUUAAAGUGUACAAAAACUGUAAGUUAUACCAUAAACCUCUAUUUAGUAUUAAUUAUCGACAAAAUAUAAAAUACCAUCAUUUACAUGGAGACAGAUUUGAAAAUAAAUCAAAAGAAUUAUCGAGAAUGGAUAAAUUCUAUACUCUGUCAGGAGGACCAUAUCAUGGUGACAAAUUUCUAGGUCUUAUGAAACGAAUGAAAAUGUUUUUUACGGAAUAUGGAGCUCGAAAAUAUUGUUUUGAUGAUAGUAAUUUCAAACUAUGCAAAAGUAGUUUAAAUGAACAACAUAUCCGAACAGAAUGGCAGAAAUUAAAUUCAUUUGACCAGUCAAAUCAUACAGUUCAAUUAAAUAAUAAUGAACAGAUCAGUGGUAAAAUCAAUCAACAAUUAAACAAUAAUAUCUAUAAUAGAAUAAAACAAUCAUUUAACAAUAACAGUGAUGUAACCGUAAAAAAUCGAAUGAAAUCAAAUAGAUGUAAUCAAAAUAUUCAUGAAGAUAAUUGUACUAAAUUAAAUUUGAAUAAGUCGGUGAAUAAUGUACCAGGUGGAAGACCAGCACUGACAGAGGUAGUUGGAGCUGAAGGAGAUGUGAGUGGAGACGCUUCGACAGGCACCCAUUCUGUCAGUCACAUGGAUCGUGUCGAUUCCGGAGAGGAGAAUGUUCUCGGAACACAGGUACCAGGUGGAAGACCAGCACUGACAGAGAUAGUUGGAGCUGAAGGAGAUGUGAGUGGAGACGCUUCGACAGGCACCCAUUCUGUCAGUCACAUGGAUCGUGUCGAUUCCGGAGAGGAGAAUGUUCUCGGAACACAGGUACCAGGUGGAAGACCAGCACUGACAGAGAUAGUUGGAGCUGAAGGAGAUGUGAGUGGAGACGCUUCGACAGGCACCCAUUCUGUCAGUCACAUGGAUCGUGUCGAUUCCGGAGAGGAGAAUGUUCUCGGAACACAGGUACCAGGUGGAAGACCAGCACUGACAGAGAUAGUUGGAGCUGAAGGAGAUGUGAGUGGAGACGCUUCGACAGGCACCCAUUCUGUCAGUCACAUGGAUCGUGUCGAUUCCGGAGAGGAGAAUGUUCUCGGAACACAGGUACCAGGUGGAAGACCAGCACUGACAGAGAUAGUUGGAGCUGAAGGAGAUGUGAGUGGAGACGCUUCGACAGGCACCCAUUCUGUCAGUCACAUGGAUCGUGUCGAUUCCGGAGAGGAGAAUGUUCUCGGAACACAGGUACCAGGUGGAAGACCAGCACUGACAGAGGUAGUUGGAGCUGAAGGAGAUGUGAGUGGAGACGCUUCGAUAGGCACCCAUUCUGUCAGUCACAUGGAUCGUGUCGAUUCCGGAGAGGAGAAUGUUCUCGGAACACAGGUACCAGGUGGAAGACCAGCACUGACAGAGAUAGUUGGAGCUGAAGGAGAUGUGAGUGGAGACGCUUCGACAGGCACCCAUUCUGUCAGUCACAUGGAUCGUGUCGAUUCCGGAGAGAUGAAUGUUCUCGGAACACAGGUACCAGGUGGAAGACCAGCACUGACAGAGAUAGUUGGAGCUGAAGGAGAUGUGAGUGGAGACGCUUCGACAGGCACCCAUUCUGUCAGUCACAUGGAUCGUGUCGAUUCCGGAGAGGAGAAUGUUCUCGGAACACAGGUACCAGGUGGAAGACCAGCACUGACAGAGAUAGUUGGAGCUGAAGAAGAUGUGAGUGGAGACGCUUCGACAGGCACCCAUUCUGUCAGUCACAUGGAUCGUGUCGAUUCCGGAGGGGAGAAUGUUCUCGGAACACAGGUACCAGGUGGAAGACCAGCACUGACAGAGGUAGUUGGAGCUGAAGGAGAUGUGAGUGGAGACGCUUCGACAGGCAUCCAUUCUGUCAGUCACAUGGAUCGUGUCGAUUCCGGAGGGGAGAAUGUUCUCGGAACACAGGUACCAGGUGGAAGACCAGCACUGACAGAGAUAGUUGGAGCUGAAGGAGAUGUGAGUGGAGACGCUUCGACAGGCAUCCAUUCUGUCAGUCACAUGGAUCGUGUCGAUUCCGGAGGGGAGAAUGUUCUCGGAACACAGGUACCAGGUGGAAGACCAGCACUGACAGAGAUAGUUGGAGCUGAAGGAGAUGUGAGUGGAGACGCUUCGACAGGCAUCCAUUCUGUCAGUCACAUGGAUCGUGUCGAUUCCGGAGGGGAGAAUGUUCUCGGAACACAGGUACCAGGUGGAAGACCAGCACUGACAGAGGUAGUUGGAGCUGAAGGAGAUGUGAGUGGAGACGCUUCGACAGGCACCCAUUCUGUCAGUCACAUGGAUCGUGUCGAUUCCGGAGGGGAGAAUGUUCUCGGAACACAGGUACCAGGUGGAAGACCAGCACUGACAGAGAUAGUUGGAGCUGAAGGAGAUGUGAGUGGAGACGCUUCGACAGGCACCCAUUCUGUCAGUCACAUGGAUCGUGUCGAUUCCGGAGGGGAGAAUGUUCUCGGAACACAGGUACCAGGUGGAAGACCAGCACUGACAGAGAUAGUUGGAGCUGAAGGAGAUGUGAGUGGAGACGCUUCGACAGGCAUCCAUUCUGUCAGUCACAUGGAUCGUGUCGAUUCCGGAGGGGAGAAUGUUCUCGGAACACAGGUACCAGGUGGAAGACCAGCACUGACAGAGAUAGUUGGAGCUGAAGGAGAUGUGAGUGGAGACGCUUCGACAGGCACCCAUUCUGUCAGUCACAUGGAUCGUGUCGAUUCCGGAGGGGAGAAUGUUCUCGGAACACAGGUACCAGGUGGAAGACCAGCACUGACAGAGAUAGUUGGAGCUGAAGGAGAUGUGAGUGGAGACGCUUCGACAGGCAUCCAUUCUGUCAGUCACAUGGAUCGUGUCGAUUCCGGAGGGGAGAAUGUUCUCGGAACACAGGUACCAGGUGGAAGACCAACACCGACAGAGAUAGUUGGAGCAGAAGGAGAUGUGAGUGGAGACGCUUCGACAGGCACCCAUUCUGUCAGUCACAUGGAUCGUGUCGAUUCCGGAUGCGAGAAUGUUCUCGGAACACAGGUGUCAAGUGAACAACCAGCAUCGACGAGUGAACGUCAGACCGGAGACAAUGAGACCAGAGACACUUCAGGAGACUCUGACUCCAUCAGUCACAUGGGUGUUGGUGUUGGUGUCGGUGCCAGUGAGGAGAAUCUUCUCGACACACAGGUGUCAAGUGAACAACCAGCAUCGACGAGUGAACGUCAGACCGGAGACAAUGAGACCAGAGACACUUCAGGAGACUCUGACUCCAUCAGUCACAUGGGUGUUGGUGUUGGUGUCGGUGCCAGUGAGGAGAAUCUUCUCGACACACAGGUGUCAAGUGAACAACCAGCAUCGACGAGUGAACGUCAGACCGGAGACAAUGAGACCAGAGACACUUCAGGAGACUCUGACUCCAUCAGUCACAUGGGUGUUGGUGUUGGUGUCGGUGCCAGUGAGGAGAAUCUUCUCGACACACAGGUGUCAAGUGAACAACCAGCAUCGACGAGUGAACGUCAGACCGGAGACAAUGAGACCAGAGACACUUCAGGAGACUCUGACUCCAUCAGUCACAUGGGUGUUGGUGUUGGUGUCGGUGCCAGUGAGGAGAAUCUUCUCGACACACAGGUGUCAAGUGAACAACCAGCAUCGACGAGUGAACGUCAGACCGGAGACAAUGAGACCAGAGACACUUCAGGAGACUCUGACUCCAUCAGUCACAUGGGUGUUGGUGUUGGUGUCGGUGCCAGUGAGGAGAAUCUUCUCGACACACAGGUGUCAAGUGAACAACCAGCAUCGACGAGUGAACGUCAGACCGGAGACAAUGAGACCAGAGACACUUCAGGAGACUCUGACUCCAUCAGUCACAUGGGUGUUGGUGUUGGUGUCGGUGCCAGUGAGGAGAAUCUUCUCGACACACAGGUGUCAAGUGAACAACCAGCAUCGACGAGUGAACGUCAGACCGGAGACAAUGAGACCAGAGACACUUCAGGAGACUCUGACUCCAUCAGUCACAUGGGUGUUGGUGUUGGUGUCGGUGCCAGUGAGGAGAAUCUUCUCGACACACAGGUGUCAAGUGAACAACCAGCAUCGACGAGUGAACGUCAGACCGGAGACAAUGAGACCAGAGACACUUCAGGAGACUCUGACUCCAUCAGUCACAUGGGUGUUGGUGUUGGUGUCGGUGCCAGUGAGGAGAAUCUUCUCGACACACAGGUGUCAAGUGAACAACCAGCAUCGACGAGUGAACGUCAGACCGGAGACAAUGAGACCAGAGACACUUCAGGAGACUCUGACUCCAUCAGUCACAUGGGUGUUGGUGUUGGUGUCGGUGCCAGUGAGGAGAAUCUUCUCGACACACAGGUGUCAAGUGAACAACCAGCAUCGACGAGUGAACGUCAGACCGGAGACAAUGAGACCAGAGACACUUCAGGAGACUCUGACUCCAUCAGUCACAUGGGUGUUGGUGUUGGUGUCGGUGCCAGUGAGGAGAAUCUUCUCGACACACAGGUGUCAAGUGAACAACCAGCAUCGACGAGUGAACGUCAGACCGGAGACAAUGAGACCAGAGACACUUCAGGAGACUCUGACUCCAUCAGUCACAUGGGUGUUGGUGUUGGUGUCGGUGCCAGUGAGGAGAAUCUUCUCGACACACAGGUGUCAAGUGAACAACCAGCAUCGACGAGUGAACGUCAGACCGGAGACAAUGAGACCAGAGACACUUCAGGAGACUCUGACUCCAUCAGUCACAUGGGUGUUGGUGUUGGUGUCGGUGCCAGUGAGGAGAAUCUUCUCGACACACAGGUGUCAAGUGAACAACCAGCAUCGACGAGUGAACGUCAGACCGGAGACAAUGAGACCAGAGACACUUCAGGAGACUCUGACUCCAUCAGUCACAUGGGUGUUGGUGUUGGUGUCGGUGCCAGUGAGGAGAAUCUUCUCGACACACAGGUGUCAAGUGAACAACCAGCAUCGACGAGUGAACGUCAGACCGGAGACAAUGAGACCAGAGACACUUCAGGAGACUCUGACUCCAUCAGUCACAUGGGUGUUGGUGUUGGUGUCGGUGCCAGUGAGGAGAAUCUUCUCGACACACAGGUGUCAAGUGAACAACCAGCAUCGACGAGUGAACGUCAGACCGGAGACAAUGAGACCAGAGACACUUCAGGAGACUCUGACUCCAUCAGUCACAUGGGUGUUGGUGUUGGUGUCGGUGCCAGUGAGGAGAAUCUUCUCGACACACAGGUGUCAAGUGAACAACCAGCAUCGACGAGUGAACGUCAGACCGGAGACAAUGAGACCAGAGACACUUCAGGAGACUCUGACUCCAUCAGUCACAUGGGUGUUGGUGUUGGUGUCGGUGCCAGUGAGGAGAAUCUUCUCGACACACAGGUGUCAAGUGAACAACCAGCAUCGACGAGUGAACGUCAGACCGGAGACAAUGAGACCAGAGACACUUCAGGAGACUCUGACUCCAUCAGUCACAUGGGUGUUGGUGUUGGUGUCGGUGCCAGUGAGGAGAAUCUUCUCGACACACAGGUGUCAAGUGAACAACCAGCAUCGACGAGUGAACGUCAGACCGGAGACAAUGAGACCAGAGACACUUCAGGAGACUCUGACUCCAUCAGUCACAUGGGUGUUGGUGUUGGUGUCGGUGCCAGUGAGGAGAAUCUUCUCGACACACAGGUGUCAAGUGAACAACCAGCAUCGACGAGUGAACGUCAGACCGGAGACAAUGAGACCAGAGACACUUCAGGAGACUCUGACUCCAUCAGUCACAUGGGUGUUGGUGUUGGUGUCGGUGCCAGUGAGGAGAAUCUUCUCGACACACAGGUGUCAAGUGAACAACCAGCAUCGACGAGUGAACGUCAGACCGGAGACAAUGAGACCAGAGACACUUCAGGAGACUCUGACUCCAUCAGUCACAUGGGUGUUGGUGUUGGUGUCGGUGCCAGUGAGGAGAAUCUUCUCGACACACAGGUGUCAAGUGAACAACCAGCAUCGACGAGUGAACGUCAGACCGGAGACAAUGAGACCAGAGACACUUCAGGAGACUCUGACUCCAUCAGUCACAUGGGUGUUGGUGUUGGUGUCGGUGCCAGUGAGGAGAAUCUUCUCGACACACAGGUGUCAAGUGAACAACCAGCAUCGACGAGUGAACGUCAGACCGGAGACAAUGAGACCAGAGACACUUCAGGAGACUCUGACUCCAUCAGUCACAUGGGUGUUGGUGUUGGUGUCGGUGCCAGUGAGGAGAAUCUUCUCGACACACAGGUGUCAAGUGAACAACCAGCAUCGACGAGUGAACGUCAGACCGGAGACAAUGAGACCAGAGACACUUCAGGAGACUCUGACUCCAUCAGUCACAUGGGUGUUGGUGUUGGUGUCGGUGCCAGUGAGGAGAAUCUUCUCGACACACAGGUGUCAAGUGAACAACCAGCAUCGACGAGUGAACGUCAGACCGGAGACAAUGAGACCAGAGACACUUCAGGAGACUCUGACUCCAUCAGUCACAUGGGUGUUGGUGUUGGUGUCGGUGCCAGUGAGGAGAAUCUUCUCGACACACAGGUGUCAAGUGAACAACCAGCAUCGACGAGUGAACGUCAGACCGGAGACAAUGAGACCAGAGACACUUCAGGAGACUCUGACUCCAUCAGUCACAUGGGUGUUGGUGUUGGUGUCGGUGCCAGUGAGGAGAAUCUUCUCGACACACAGGUGUCAAGUGAACAACCAGCAUCGACGAGUGAACGUCAGACCGGAGACAAUGAGACCAGAGACACUUCAGGAGACUCUGACUCCAUCAGUCACAUGGGUGUUGGUGUUGGUGUCGGUGCCAGUGAGGAGAAUCUUCUCGACACACAGGUGUCAAGUGAACAACCAGCAUCGACGAGUGAACGUCAGACCGGAGACAAUGAGACCAGAGACACUUCAGGAGACUCUGACUCCAUCAGUCACAUGGGUGUUGGUGUUGGUGUCGGUGCCAGUGAGGAGAAUCUUCUCGACACACAGGUGUCAAGUGAACAACCAGCAUCGACGAGUGAACGUCAGACCGGAGACAAUGAGACCAGAGACACUUCAGGAGACUCUGACUCCAUCAGUCACAUGGGUGUUGGUGUUGGUGUCGGUGCCAGUGAGGAGAAUCUUCUCGACACACAGGUGUCAAGUGAACAACCAGCAUCGACGAGUGAACGUCAGACCGGAGACAAUGAGACCAGAGACACUUCAGGAGACUCUGACUCCAUCAGUCACAUGGAUGUUGGUGUUGGUGUCGGUGCCAGUGAGGAGAAUCUUCUCGACACACAGGUGUCAAGUGAACAACCAGCAUCGACGAGUGAACGUCAGACCGGAGACAAUGAGACCAGAGACACUUCAGGAGACUCUGACUCCAUCAGUCACAUGGAUGUUGGUGUUGGUGUCGGUGCCAGUGAGGAGAAUCUUCUCGACACACAGGUGUCAAGUGAACAACCAGCAUCGACGAGUGAACGUCAGACCGGAGACAAUGAGACCAGAGACACUUCAGGAGACUCUGACUCCAUCAGUCACAUGGGUGUUGGUGUUGGUGUCGGUGCCAGUGAGGAGAAUCUUCUCGACACACAGGUGUCAAGUGAACAACCAGCAUCGACGAGUGAACGUCAGACCGGAGACAAUGAGACCAGAGACACUUCAGGAGACUCUGACUCCAUCAGUCACAUGGGUGUUGGUGUUGGUGUCGGUGCCAGUGAGGAGAAUCUUCUCGACACACAGGUGUCAAGUGAACAACCAGCAUCGACGAGUGAACGUCAGACCGGAGACAAUGAGACCAGAGACACUUCAGGAGACUCUGACUCCAUCAGUCACAUGGGUGUUGGUGUUGGUGUCGGUGCCAGUGAGGAGAAUCUUCUCGACACACAGGUGUCAAGUGAACAACCAGCAUCGACGAGUGAACGUCAGACCGGAGACAAUGAGACCAGAGACACUUCAGGAGACUCUGACUCCAUCAGUCACAUGGGUGUUGGUGUUGGUGUCGGUGCCAGUGAGGAGAAUCUUCUCGACACACAGGUGUCAAGUGAACAACCAGCAUCGACGAGUGAACGUCAGACCGGAGACAAUGAGACCAGAGACACUUCAGGAGACUCUGACUCCAUCAGUCACAUGGGUGUUGGUGUUGGUGUCGGUGCCAGUGAGGAGAAUCUUCUCGACACACAGGUGUCAAGUGAACAACCAGCAUCGACGAGUGAACGUCAGACCGGAGACAAUGAGACCAGAGACACUUCAGGAGACUCUGACUCCAUCAGUCACAUGGGUGUUGGUGUUGGUGUCGGUGCCAGUGAGGAGAAUCUUCUCGACACACAGGUGUCAAGUGAACAACCAGCAUCGACGAGUGAACGUCAGACCGGAGACAAUGAGACCAGAGACACUUCAGGAGACUCUGACUCCAUCAGUCACAUGGGUGUUGGUGUUGGUGUCGGUGCCAGUGAGGAGAAUCUUCUCGACACACAGGUGUCAAGUGAACAACCAGCAUCGACGAGUGAACGUCAGACCGGAGACAAUGAGACCAGAGACACUUCAGGAGACUCUGACUCCAUCAGUCACAUGGGUGUUGGUGUUGGUGUCGGUGCCAGUGAGGAGAAUCUUCUCGACACACAGGUGUCAAGUGAACAACCAGCAUCGACGAGUGAACGUCAGACCGGAGACAAUGAGACCAGAGACACUUCAGGAGACUCUGACUCCAUCAGUCACAUGGGUGUUGGUGUUGGUGUCGGUGCCAGUGAGGAGAAUCUUCUCGACACACAGGUGUCAAGUGAACAACCAGCAUCGACGAGUGAACGUCAGACCGGAGACAAUGAGACCAGAGACACUUCAGGAGACUCUGACUCCAUCAGUCACAUGGGUGUUGGUGUUGGUGUCGGUGCCAGUGAGGAGAAUCUUCUCGACACACAGGUGUCAAGUGAACAACCAGCAUCGACGAGUGAACGUCAGACCGGAGACAAUGAGACCAGAGACACUUCAGGAGACUCUGACUCCAUCAGUCACAUGGGUGUUGGUGUUGGUGUCGGUGCCAGUGAGGAGAAUCUUCUCGACACACAGGUGUCAAGUGAACAACCAGCAUCGACGAGUGAACGUCAGACCGGAGACAAUGAGACCAGAGACACUUCAGGAGACUCUGACUCCAUCAGUCACAUGGGUGUUGGUGUUGGUGUCGGUGCCAGUGAGGAGAAUCUUCUCGACACACAGGUGUCAAGUGAACAACCAGCAUCGACGAGUGAACGUCAGACCGGAGACAAUGAGACCAGAGACACUUCAGGAGACUCUGACUCCAUCAGUCACAUGGGUGUUGGUGUUGGUGUCGGUGCCAGUGAGGAGAAUCUUCUCGACACACAGGUGUCAAGUGAACAACCAGCAUCGACGAGUGAACGUCAGACCGGAGACAAUGAGACCAGAGACACUUCAGGAGACUCUGACUCCAUCAGUCACAUGGGUGUUGGUGUUGGUGUCGGUGCCAGUGAGGAGAAUCUUCUCGACACACAGGUGUCAAGUGAACAACCAGCAUCGACGAGUGAACGUCAGACCGGAGACAAUGAGACCAGAGACACUUCAGGAGACUCUGACUCCAUCAGUCACAUGGGUGUUGGUGUUGGUGUCGGUGCCAGUGAGGAGAAUCUUCUCGACACACAGGUGUCAAGUGAACAACCAGCAUCGACGAGUGAACGUCAGACCGGAGACAAUGAGACCAGAGACACUUCAGGAGACUCUGACUCCAUCAGUCACAUGGGUGUUGGUGUUGGUGUCGGUGCCAGUGAGGAGAAUCUUCUCGACACACAGGUGUCAAGUGAACAACCAGCAUCGACGAGUGAACGUCAGACCGGAGACAAUGAGACCAGAGACACUUCAGGAGACUCUGACUCCAUCAGUCACAUGGGUGUUGGUGUUGGUGUCGGUGCCAGUGAGGAGAAUCUUCUCGACACACAGGUGUCAAGUGAACAACCAGCAUCGACGAGUGAACGUCAGACCGGAGACAAUGAGACCAGAGACACUUCAGGAGACUCUGACUCCAUCAGUCACAUGGGUGUUGGUGUUGGUGUCGGUGCCAGUGAGGAGAAUCUUCUCGACACACAGGUGUCAAGUGAACAACCAGCAUCGACGAGUGAACGUCAGACCGGAGACAAUGAGACCAGAGACACUUCAGGAGACUCUGACUCCAUCAGUCACAUGGGUGUUGGUGUUGGUGUCGGUGCCAGUGAGGAGAAUCUUCUCGACACACAGGUGUCAAGUGAACAACCAGCAUCGACGAGUGAACGUCAGACCGGAGACAAUGAGACCAGAGACACUUCAGGAGACUCUGACUCCAUCAGUCACAUGGGUGUUGGUGUUGGUGUCGGUGCCAGUGAGGAGAAUCUUCUCGACACACAGGUGUCAAGUGAACAACCAGCAUCGACGAGUGAACGUCAGACCGGAGACAAUGAGACCAGAGACACUUCAGGAGACUCUGACUCCAUCAGUCACAUGGGUGUUGGUGUUGGUGUCGGUGCCAGUGAGGAGAAUCUUCUCGACACACAGGUGUCAAGUGAACAACCAGCAUCGACGAGUGAACGUCAGACCGGAGACAAUGAGACCAGAGACACUUCAGGAGACUCUGACUCCAUCAGUCACAUGGGUGUUGGUGUUGGUGUCGGUGCCAGUGAGGAGAAUCUUCUCGACACACAGGUGUCAAGUGAACAACCAGCAUCGACGAGUGAACGUCAGACCGGAGACAAUGAGACCAGAGACACUUCAGGAGACUCUGACUCCAUCAGUCACAUGGGUGUUGGUGUUGGUGUCGGUGCCAGUGAGGAGAAUCUUCUCGACACACAGGUGUCAAGUGAACAACCAGCAUCGACGAGUGAACGUCAGACCGGAGACAAUGAGACCAGAGACACUUCAGGAGACUCUGACUCCAUCAGUCACAUGGGUGUUGGUGUUGGUGUCGGUGCCAGUGAGGAGAAUCUUCUCGACACACAGGUGUCAAGUGAACAACCAGCAUCGACGAGUGAACGUCAGACCGGAGACAAUGAGACCAGAGACACUUCAGGAGACUCUGACUCCAUCAGUCACAUGGGUGUUGGUGUUGGUGUCGGUGCCAGUGAGGAGAAUCUUCUCGACACACAGAUGUAUAAACCAACGGAUGAAAUGGAUCAGACAUCUGAUGACUUGUACGUGGGACUGGUUAAACAUAAAGUAGAAAAACAGUCUCAUGAUAGAAAUGCAACGUAUAUAACAUUUGAAGAAGUCUCAGGAACCUAUCGAAUGAAUAGAAGAGCUGAUUAUAAUUAUACCAUAAAUUCUCCAUUCGACGAAGUCAUAGUCCAUAUUGGACAGAAAGGAGACAUUGGACCACAGGGUCCAGCUGGUCCAGUGGGCUCUACGGGUUAUUGUCCAGAAACAAUAUGUCCAUCAAUUGAUAUGAGUUCAUUGAAAGGUGUUCAAGGUGAGACUGGAUCAAGUGAAUGGUGUAAUAGAUCAUGUAAAACUAUUGAUGGAAUUAUUGGAUUAAAAGGAAUAAAGGGUCUAAAAGGUGAUAUGGGAGAUACUCUAAUAUUAUCAUUUUCAAAAGCCUUACAACUAAUUAAAUACACUAUAAACAUUACAUCAUCAAAUUAUUUUCCCAAAGGUCAAAAAGGAGAUAAAGGUGAAGUGAUUCAGAGAAAAUUCAUUCAGAGAAGAAUAUCUUCACAGAAUAAUAGAAAUUUUCAUCGACGCAAACGGGGACAACAACAAGAUUAUGACCAGUUAACUUUUCGAAUUCAUCCUUUACAAGAAAAUAAACAACAUGUAAAGCAUCCUUUGAAUCAAUCAACACAUGAUUCGAGUAUCUUAUUCACUGGAUCAAAUUUCGCAAAUUUAGAGAAACAAAAAAUUUUAGGUGUUAAAAUACUUCAUAAUCCUAAUGAAUUCAAAACUAUUGGAUCAAUUCUACCAGUUGGUGCAUUAGUUGUUACUGAAUUCUUCAAUUAUGAAGUAUUAUCAUUUGCAAAUGAUAAUCAAUCAUCUAAAUGGGAUUUAAAUAAAAAUUUUCAAUUGGAUCAACUUAGUUCAUUGGGUUUAUUUAUGAAAAUUGAAAAUAUUCAUAAUACAUGGAAAAGAAUACAUGUUAAAUUCGGACAAGAAGUAACAUUUGGUCAACAUGAUCCUAAUUUACAAAUCUACAACAGUUCAUCUUCCAAAGAACCUUCAUCUAAAACUUAUACCCCCAGAUAUAGAGAAAAAAUAGUAUUUGCAUUUCAUCCUGUUCCUUUGACUGGAGGAUCAUUUUCAGGAUGGCAUGGAGCCAAUACGAAGUGUCAUGAAACUGCUCUUCAUCAUCUUGGAAUACCUGGUUUUAAAGUACUUCUUGUAGACAGAAAUUUUCCAAUAGAACGUCUUAUCAAAUGGCAAUAUCAACAUGUACCUAUUAUAAAUCUAGGUAGUCAAACUGUAUUUUCGAAAUGGAGAGAUUUCUUAUAUGGUAUUCGUUCGAAUAUAAACGUACCACUGUACGAUUUAUAUGGUAUGCCUGAUUUACAACUUCAUUCUAAAAACUUCUGGCUUGGAGGUGGUAUUACUUUUGGAUGUGAUGGAUGGACAACAAAUUCAUCAACAAAAUUUGGUCUUACAUGGUCAUUUGAUCAUAGAAUAGGUCAAGUGAAAAUCAACUAUGCAAAAUGUGAUUCAAUCAAUUAUUUAAUGUGUUAUAAACUUGUGAAAUCUACAUUAGCUUAG
Schistosoma haematobium is the source of this 13407-nucleotide messenger RNA. RefSeq lists its product as uncharacterized. NCBI's taxonomy places the organism in Eukaryota, Metazoa, Platyhelminthes, Trematoda, Strigeidida, Schistosomatidae. Bases 1 to 13407 code for a protein of 4468 amino acids. The transcript has 92 exons. The record is from RefSeq and is a predicted model, not a curated record.